AUGUCAGAUAUCUCGACACGAUUAGCGCAACUUGAAAACAUCGUUAAAUCCCAAAAUUCAAAGAUAAUUCGAUUGGAAGAAAACGUAGAAACUCUCCGUCAAAAUAAUACACAACUGGAUGAGAUUAUUAUAAGACAACAGGAGCAACUCAAAAGGUUGGAACAACGUGGUGAUCAGCAAAGAUCAGUGUAUCAGGACAAUAAAGUCAAGCAGUUAACGAGAGGUAGUCGUCUACUCAGUGCAAGCCCUGGAGUAAUUACCAUAGCUUUCCAUGCUCGUCUUUCCAAGACUGAAACGCCUGCGAAACAUCAUACUAUCAUAUUUGACAUCAUCAGCACAAACAGUGGAAAUGGCUACAACAAAUUUUCAGGGGCAUUUACUGCACCUAUUGAUGGUCUUUACGUUUUUUCAUAUACUAUUGUCCCAGAUUGCAACAGCUAUGGCGCAUUUGAACUUGUUGCAAAUAACCAAAUACACGGCGUGGUUUUUCCUGAAUCUGCCGGCGGAUGUGACUAUACAGGAUCUUCCACAACAGCAGUUGUUGAAUUGGCUCAAGGUGAUGUCACAUUCAUAAGAACUAGUCCAACAUAUACACCAGUUGGAAAAAUAGUAAGCAAUGUCAAUAUGUGGACAUCUUUUGCAGGCUGGCGGAUCGGGGACAGAGAGUAG
Mytilus californianus (California mussel) is the source of this 669-nucleotide messenger RNA. Its product is annotated as complement C1q-like protein 4. Gene Ontology annotation, molecular function: protein binding. The record is from RefSeq and is a predicted model, not a curated record. The transcript is spliced from 2 exons. NCBI's taxonomy places the organism in Eukaryota, Metazoa, Mollusca, Bivalvia, Mytilida, Mytilidae. The coding region runs from base 1 to 669 and encodes 222 amino acids.